AUGUCUGCAACUACAGCCGCUCCACUGUUGGCGCUUCUUAGAGAGAAGGAUAAUGCUGUAAAGUCAUAUGCUUUACAGUCUAUAAACGACGUUGUUGAUCAAUUAUGGUCAGAAGUUUCGAAUGAUAUUACGGAUAUUGAGGCUUUAUAUGAAGAUAAUAAGUUUCAGGAUCGUAAUUUGGCAGCUUUGGUUGUUUCAAAGAUAUAUUAUAACUUGGGUGAAUACCAAUCUGCUGUUAAAUACGCCCUUGCCGCAGAAGGGUAUUUUGAUGUUAAUGAAAAAUCGAAGUACGUUGAGACAAUUGUUUCUCAAAGUAUUGAAUUAUACAUUGAACUAUCAAGUAAGAACUAUGGUAAACAAAAUACUGAAAUAGAUCGCCAACUAGUUAGCGUUUUUGAGCGAAUGUUGAAUAAAUGUAUUGCUGCUGGGGAAUUUAAGCUUGCACUUGGAAUUGCAUUGGAAAGUUAUAGGUUGGAUAUAGUGUCGGAUAUAUUGGCGCAACAGACCUCUGAGGCGAAUGCUUUGAAACUCAUUACAUAUGUCCUUGUUGCGGCGACUAGCACUGUUAAUAAUUCUCAAUUCAGAGUGAAGGUCCUACACGAACUUUUCAACGUUUUGAUGAAACUAAAGUCUCCAGAUUACUUUGCUAUUUCUAAAGUUAUUGUGAACUUAAAUGAUUCAGAAUUGGCUACUCAACUUUUCAAGAAAUUGAUUGCAGAAGAAAACAGUGAAAUCGGUUAUCAAAUUGCCUUUGAUUUAGUCACUUCAGCAUCUCAAGGGUUGCUAAACGAGUUAGUAGCUUCACUAACGCCAGAUAACAAGGAUCCUAAUUUAUUGAAGAUUUUAUCAGGUAUACCGACCUGCGAAUACACUAAUGUUUUCCUUUACAGGAACAAGAAAAUUGACUUAGCACUAUUGGUGAGGUCCAAAGCCAUGAUGGAUGGUAAGUUUUCUCUAUUUCAUACUGCAGUCAGUGUCUCUAAUGCUUUCAUGCAUGCUGGUACCACUGAUGACACAUUUAUUAGAUCCAACUUGCAGUGGUUAGGAAAGGCACAGAAUUGGGCCAAGUUUACCGCAACUGCCUCUUUGGGAAUCAUUCACCAAGGUAACCUAUCGGACGGUAAGAAAAUUAUGGAGCCAUAUCUACCAGGGCGCCGUGCAUCAUCACGCUAUAUUAAGGGUGGAUCUUUAUAUGGUCUAGGGUUGAUAUAUGCAGGUUACGGUAAGGAAAUCAUUGGCUACCUAAAACAGCAAAUUGUUGACAACAGUUCCAAUACCAGUGAUGACGAUAUUGAUGUUCUAUUACAUGGUGCGUCGUUGGGAAUUGGUUUAGCUGGUAUGGGCUCGAACGAUUUUGAAAUUUAUGAGGCCUUAAAGGAAGUUCUAUAUGCAGAUUCAGCUAAUUCCGGUGCGGCUGCUGCUUUAGGUAUCGGUUUGACCAUGCUGGGAUCUGGUGAUAAGACUGUUAUUGAAAACUUGUAUACCUAUUCACAAGAGACCAGCCACGGUGAGAUUACUCGAGGACUGGCAAUUGCCUUGGCGUUAAUCAAUUACGGACGUGAAGAGUUGGCAGACGAUCUUAUCGAAAAGAUGCUAAGUCAUGAAAAUGACUUUUUACGUUAUGGUGGUGUCUUUACCAUUGCUUUGGCAUACGCUGGUUCUAGCAGCAAUAGAGCUGUAAAAAAAUUGUUGCAUGUAGCAGUCUCGGAUUCUAACGAUGACGUCAGAAGGGCUGCUGUCACAGGUCUUGGGUUCGUGUUAAUUCGCGAUUAUACUACUGUCCCUAGAAUAGUUGAACUAUUGUCAGAAUCUCAUAAUCCACAUGUGCGUUGUGGUACUGCGUUUGCCCUUGGUAUAGCCUGUGCGGGUAGAGGCUUGCAAAGUGCCUACGAUGUCUUGGAACCAUUGACCAAAGAUCCUGUUGACUUCGUUCGUCAAGCAGCAAUGAUUUCAUUAUCCAUGAUCUUGAUCCAGCAAACUGAAAAGACAAAUCCUAAAGUGAAGGAAGUAAAUGAGCUAUUCAGAUCUGUUACUACUAAUAAACACCAAGAAGGACUAGCUAAGUUUGGUGCCUGCGUUGCUCAAGGUAUAAUGAAUGCCGGUGGGUGUAACGUUACUAUCCAAUUGGAAAAUCCUGAGAUGGGAACUUUGAACACUAAAUCUGUCGUUGGUCUAGCAAUGUUCGUUCAAUUUUGGUACUGGUUCCCAUUAUCGCACUUCUUAUCGUUGUCAUUUACUGCUACUACCAUAAUUGGUGUUCGUAGCCAGGACUUAUGCAUUCCAAAGUUUUCAUUUAACUGUCAUACAAAAGAGGGUGUCUUUGAUUACCCUCCAAUGUUUGAGGGUGACCUAGGGAAGACAAUUGCUAUGAUGACCACUGCUGUUUUGUCUACGACUGCAAAGGCUAAAGCUCGGGCAAAGAAAUCUAAGAAGGACAAGGUGCCCGAACACGAGAAGGUGAAGGAACCAUUAAAACAAGAGAAGGAAGAAAAUAAAGAUAAAAAGGAUCCUCAACCUAGCGACGAAGAAAUUAAAAUAAAAUACACCACUACUUCCUAUAAAGUUGAAAAUGCUUCCAGAGUCCUACCACAACAAUUAAAAUACAUAUCUUUCGCGAAAGAGGAGCGUUUCACCCCUGUUCGUAAGUUCAAAGGUAGUAAUGGUGUGAUCGUUUUGUCUGAUAAAACUCCAGACGAACCUGCUGAGUUAAUUAAGAUUGAAAAACAGGUUAAAGAUGUAGAUGCGCCAGUGCCUACUCCAUUCAAAGUAGAAGACAAUUUCUAG
Molecule: messenger RNA, 2784 nt
Organism: Eremothecium sinecaudum
Lineage: Eukaryota; Fungi; Ascomycota; Saccharomycetes; Saccharomycetales; Saccharomycetaceae
Gene: RPN2
Product: proteasome regulatory particle base subunit RPN2
Exons: 1
Coding region: 1-2784 (927 amino acids)
Biological process (GO): regulation of protein catabolic process; proteasome-mediated ubiquitin-dependent protein catabolic process
Cellular component (GO): proteasome complex; proteasome regulatory particle, base subcomplex; nucleus
Molecular function (GO): enzyme regulator activity
Source: RefSeq, a predicted model, not a curated record